AUGCGCCUCGCCCACCGGGUGCGCUCCCGCGCCCGCGUGAUCCUGGCCACGUGCCUGGCCCUGCUCUUCCUCCUCGCCGUGCUGCUGCCCUACGACAGCGCCGUCCGGCUCUCGGUGCGCUUCAACGCCGGCCGCGCGGCCGCGCGCAUCUGGGGCGCGGGCCCCGCCGACGCCGCCGCCGUGGUCGCGGCCCUGCCCGCCCCGCGCGAGCUCGACCUCGUCGAGGACGUCGCCGUCCUGCUCAAGUCCGGGUACGGCACCAGGCGCCGCAUCCAGCCGAGCCUGGCCGCGCUCGAGUCGGGCGUCGGCUGCCGCGACGUCGUCGUCGUCGCCGACUUUGAGCCCGCGCCCCUGGGCCUGCGCUACGAGUACCGCGGCGCCGACGUCCCCGUGCGCGACAUCCUCGCCCGCGUCCUGCUCGACGCCGGGCUCCGCUGGAUGGCCGCCACGCCCCGGUUCCGCAAGUACGCCGACAUGACGGCCGCCGUGGCGGCGGGGCGGCCGGAGCUGGCCGAGGAGCUGGGCAAGAGGGUCGGGUGGGAGCUCGAUGCGCUCAAGUUCAUCCCCGGCCUGGACCUGACGUACGAGCUGCUGCCCUCCAAGAAGUGGUAUCUCAUCCUCGACGACGACACGUACGUCAUCCGCCCUUCGCUCCGGCUCCUGCUGGAGCACCUGGACCCGGACGUGCCCCAGUACAUCGGCAACCCGGUCGGCGACUUCAAGGGCCGCUUCGCCCACGGCGGGUCCGCCGUCCUCAUCUCCCGCGCCGCCAUGCACCGGCUCUUCAGGCAGCACCCCAAGGCCGUCGCCGCCGCCUACCGGGAGGCCCUGACCGAGACCUGGGGCGACAAGCUCGUCGCCACGACGCUCAUCAAGGUCGGCGUCUACCUCGACGAGCGGUACGCCAGGCUCUUCAACGGCGAGCCGCCGCCCCUCACGCGCAUCCGGCCCGACCGCUUCUGCGCGCCCCUCGUGGGCUUCCACGGCCUGGCGGACCCGGCGCAGAUGCGCAACGCGACCGAGGUGCUCAAGGGCAUCGACGACGUCGUCCUCUGGAGCGACGUCUGGUCCAUCUUCGGGGGCCCGAACAUCAGCGCCGACGCGAAAGAAGAGCCCGCGACGAGGGAUGCCGACUAUGUCGGCCGGGUGGACGAGACUACCAAGGUGGUCAAGGGUGUCGGCGAGGCCGAGAAGUGCUCAGCGCGCUGCGCUUCGGAUCCCAAGUGUCUGGCCUGGACGUGGACUUCGGCCGACAGCGUGUGCAAGAUGGCGCCCUCGAUGAUCCUGGGCACCAAGAGCGAAGGAGGCUUCUCCGGUAUUAACGCGCCCAGGGCUCAACAGCUCUUGGGGAGGUGUCACAAGACGGCGUGA
Thyridium curvatum is the source of this 1371-nucleotide messenger RNA. RefSeq lists its product as uncharacterized. Gene Ontology annotation, cellular component: membrane. The coding region runs from base 1 to 1371 and encodes 456 amino acids. The transcript is spliced from 2 exons. The record is from RefSeq and is a predicted model, not a curated record. Lineage: Eukaryota; Fungi; Ascomycota; Sordariomycetes; Thyridiales; Thyridiaceae. Gene Ontology annotation, molecular function: glycosyltransferase activity.